CAGGUACUCAUUAAUGAGUGAAGGAUCAAAAGGUGGGACGGUGGCCAAGAAGCAAUGGAGAAUAAAAGUUUAGAAGGUUCCCCAUCAGACCUAAAGUUAGUGGCUCACCCAAGAGCAAAGAGUAAAGUGUGGAAGUACUUCGGGUUUGAUACCAAUGCAGAAGGAUGCAUAUUGCAGUGGAAGAAGAUCUACUGCCGUAUUUGCAUGGCACAGAUUGCCUAUUCAGGAAACACAUCCAACCUUUCCUACCACCUUGAGAAAAAUCACCCAGACGAGUUCUGCGAAUUUGUGAAAAGCAACACCGAGCAAAUGAGGGAAGCCUUUGCCACCGCAUUUUCCAAAAUCAAGCCGGAGUCGUCGCAGCAGGUCAUUCAAGAUAGCCUCAUCAUGAAGACCUACCAGAACUACGAAAACAAAAAACAUCAGGACCUGACAUCUGCAGUCAUCAGCCUGAUCUGCGAGGGCAUGUAUCCGGCCUCUAUUGUUGAUGAACCCACCUUCAAGGCCCUCUUGAGAACGGCAGACCCCAGGUAUGAACUUCCUAGUCGAAAGUACUUCUGUGCGAAAGCUAUUCCCGAAAAGUACAAUGCCACUAGAGAAAUUGUGCUGAAGGAGCUCACCGGGAUCCUGUGGUGUGGCAUCUCCACGGACAUGUGGAGGAGCGAAAACCAGAACAGGUCGUACGUGACUGUCGCGGUUCACUUUCUCAGCAGCAGCCCUGCCAACUGCUUGGUGGUGAACUCGCGGUGUUUAAAAACGUUUGAGGUGUCGGAGGAUAACACCGCCGAGACUAUCACGCGAGUCCUGUAUGAAACGUUCAUCGAGUGGGGGAUCAAUACAAAAGUCUUUGGUGCUACAACAGAUUACAGUAAAGACAUUGUGAAAGCUUGCUCUCUCCUAGAUAUUCCCGUACAGAUGCCUUGUUUGGGGCACACUUUUAACGCAGGAAUACAACAGGCUUUUCAGCUCCCUAAGCUCUGCAGCCUUCUUGCCAGGUGCCGCAAGCUGGUGGAGUACUUUCAGCAGUCUACGGUUGCCAUGUACAUGCUGAGCGAGAAGCAGAAGCAGCAGAAUAUCCUCCACUGCAUGCUGGUGAGCGACCGUGUUUCCUGGUGGGGAAGCACGCUCGCGAUGCUGCAGCGCCUCAAGGAGCAGCAGUUUGUCAUUGCGGCUGUCCUGGUGGAGGACAGCAACAACCACCACCUCAUGCUGGAAGCCAGCGAGUGGAAUACAAUCGAAGGGCUGGUGGAGCUGCUGCAGCCUUUCAAGCAGGUCGCAGAGAUGAUGUCUGCUUCAAAGUACCCCACGAUAAGCAUGGUGAAGCCACUUCUCCACAUGCUUCUCAAUACUACCCUGAACAUCAAAGAGAACGAUUUGAAAGAAAUCAGCAUGGCAAAGGAGGUGAUUGCUAAAGAGCUGUCAACCACCUACCAGCACACGCCUGAGAUAGACAUGUUUCUCAACGUUGCAACUUUCUUGGAUCCCCGCUACAAAAAACUGCCAUUUCUUUCAGCCUUUGAGCGGCAGCAGGUUGAAAACAGAGUGGUGGAAGAAGCGAAAAGCCUGCUGGAGAAAGUAAAAGAAAAUACCUUUAGGACUGAAGAAAAACUCUUCGCUGUUUCAGAAGAGCCCCCUGUGAAAAAAAUCAUCAUCUCUUCUACUCCUCCUCCUACCAGCGUCAUCAACAACAUGCUCGCAGAGAUCUUUUGCCAGACGGGAGGUGUGGAAGACCAGGAGGAAUGGCACGCUCAGAUUGUUGAGGAGUUGAGCAACUUCAAGACACAAAAGGUCCUCGGUUUGAACGAAGACCCGCUGAAGUGGUGGUCUGACAGACUAGCGCUGUUUCCAGUUUUACCAAAGGUUCUUCAAAAAUACUGGUGUAUUUUGGCCACAAGGGUUUUCCCUGAACGCCUUUUUGGUUCUUCUGCUAAUGUUGUAAGUGCAAAGAGAAACCGGUUAGCCCCAGCUCAUGUGGAUGAGCAGAUCUUUUUGUAUGAAAACAGUCGGAAUGGGUCCGAGGCAGAACCGGAGGAUGAAGAUGAAGGAGAGUGGGGUUUGGAACAGGAACAGAUUUUUAAUUUAAAUGACUCGGUAAAUGUAAACAACAAUUUCUUUAAUAUCCGAGACAGUGGGUUUUUUUAACAGAACUGCUGCGGUACAUUUAAUAACAAACAAACAAACAAAAAGCUGAGACAUCUUUUUGGAGGGGCAAUAGAGGAACUUCAGCUUUUGAGUGCUUUCAUGCUGGAAAAGUACAUUUUUAAACAGGCUCUCGGAGUACAUACUUUAUGUCAAAAGAAGAGUUGCCUUUUGCCGCCAGCUAAGUAUUUCCAAUUCAGGAUUAAAAUACGAUGGCCUAGACAAGGUUUUUUAGGGUUAACAAGCCAACUAAAGGGAGUUUUGUGUGACUGACCUACCUCUGCACACAUUUCGCCUCUCUCUGCCAUCAGGGAUUACUGUGAAGACAAAAGGGAAACCCUGAACCAAACUUAAGUUGAAAAGGUGAAUUUUUCCAGCAAACCAUGUCUGAGGUGCCUCGCUUUAAAUGAAGGGAAUAAAGUUCUGGAUUAUUUGUGAAAAGGGUGUAUUAUUUUAAGUUUCUGUCGUAGCACUGUAUUAGAUUAAUUUGGAGGGUUUUCUUUAAUUAAUGUCAUGGUGGUCCAAUUAGCUUUACAGCAGCAUUUGUAUGCAGGUGGAAAUAUUAAAAGCAAAAGAAACACUAAUUGGUUAUUUGUAAUGUUUUAUAGGACCUCUGAAAACUUAAAAGUGACGUGUAGUUCAUGAUUUUUUCCUUUUUGUGUGAGAGCUCAAAAGGAAGGGGCUGCCUGAGGACAUCGUUUCUGAAGCGGGAUUGAACACGGAAGUAGUUCAUUUUACGUAUUCCCUGACAACUGGGUAAAAGAAACUGUAUGCUGGAAAAAUUGCAUUUUAGUCUCUUCGUGCUGUACUCCUUUCGGUGGUCACUGUUUCUGAGGGUCCUUCUCAGAGGAUGAUGUCUUUCUGAAGGUCUUGGUGAUCCCACUUGGUGGUACAGUGCUGCAUAGGCUAGGCUGUCUUUUUGGCUAUGCUGAGAAGACUGUCUUGCUUUGGCUCCUGCUUUUGUUUAUGUUUUGUGGCUUUUUUUUUGUUUGUUUGUU
Messenger RNA from Calidris pugnax (ruff), 3137 nucleotides. It is a transcript of the gene ZBED1, whose product is annotated as zinc finger, BED-type containing 1. Gene Ontology annotation, biological process: regulation of transcription by RNA polymerase II. Gene Ontology annotation, cellular component: nucleus. The transcript is spliced from 2 exons. Bases 55 to 2142 code for a protein of 695 amino acids. The record is from RefSeq and is a predicted model, not a curated record. NCBI's taxonomy places the organism in Eukaryota, Metazoa, Chordata, Aves, Charadriiformes, Scolopacidae. Gene Ontology annotation, molecular function: DNA binding; protein dimerization activity.